AUGUCAGGCGUGGCAACUCUUGGUCAGGCAUGCUGGGCUGCUGCCGGCGUAAAGGUGAAGAAGGCAAAGACCGCCAUUUCCCAAGCCCAAAUUCAAAACCCAAAACCCAAAUCUUUAGCUCUUCCCUUGUCAGCUAAUUGCAGCCGCAACCUCUUCUCCUUCAGCCCCAAAGCCAUCACCAAAUCCUCCUCCUCCUCAUCCGUCCGUACAUCUGUCGCCGCCGUAGACUCCGACCAGCUCAGCUCCUCCGAUUCCGCCGAAAAGCAAAAGGCGAGCAGGUACUAUUUCGUUGUUGCGAAUGCCAAGUUCAUGCUGGACGAGGAGGAGCAUUUCCAGGAGCAAUUGUGUGAGCGGCUUCGCUACUAUGGAGAGCGUAACAGAGAGCAGGACUUUUGGCUUGUGAUCGAGCCCAAGUUCUUGGAUAAGUUUCCCAACAUCACUAAGAGAUUAGGAAGACCUGCUGUGGCUCUGGUAUCGACCAAUGGACCUUGGAUUACGUUUAUGAAGCUGAGACUGGACAGAGUGCUAGCAGAAAGUUUUGAAGCUGAGAGUCUAGAAGAGGCAUUGGCCUCCACUCCAACCAAUAUUGAGUUUGAGAAACCGGAGAAAUGGGUAGCACCUUAUUCCAAGUACGAAUCUGGGUGGUGGGGGCCCUUCUUGCCGCCAGGAUCGAACGAGGAGGUCAAAGUGUAA
This is a messenger RNA of Prunus armeniaca (apricot), 693 nucleotides long. Lineage: Eukaryota; Viridiplantae; Streptophyta; Magnoliopsida; Rosales; Rosaceae. The record is from the annotation of a GenBank genome assembly.